Messenger RNA from Didymodactylos carnosus, 1485 nucleotides. Lineage: Eukaryota; Metazoa; Rotifera; Eurotatoria; Philodinida; Philodinidae. The record is from the annotation of a GenBank genome assembly.
AUGUCAUCUACAGCUAGCAAAGAUAAUAAUUCAUCUUCUGGUCAAGAUAAUAGUAGCAAUACGAAAAAAUCGAACAACAAUGAUAAUAAGAAAAAAAGUUAUUCUUCAAAAUUUAUGUCUAGUGGAAAAACGGGUACCGAUGAUCAACCAGUUGAUAAAACCUAUUAUAAUGUACUGGAUGUAACACCGACUGCCACGGCAGCUGAAAUAAAAAAAGCAUAUUAUUCAUUAUCAUUGCAAUACCAUCCAGAUAGAACUUCACAUCUGAAUGAAGUAGUUAGACGAGAAUAUUCGGAAAAAUUUAAAUUGAUUUCACAAGCGUACACAAUUUUGAGUGAUCCUGAAAAACGAUUAUUAUACAAUAAAUAUGGUCUCGAUGAACGAUCUACUGGUAUAAAUUCUCCGAUGCGUAUGGAAGAUUUUGAUGCUGAAGAAUUUUUUAAACUUAUGUUUGGUGGAGAACAAUUUACGAAAAUAAUUGGCGAUUUUGAGUUGGCGAAAUCGUUUAAGCAUGCUAUUUCAGAAAUAUUAUCGGCAGAAAAUCAAGAUCCUUCAACUGAAACAAAAGAAGCAAAACAACGUAAACGUCAGGAAUUUAUUGAUGAACGUACGGCAGCGAGAGAAGGACGUAUUAAAAUGUUAUCAGAAAAUCUUAUUUAUAGAUUAUCUAGUUAUACUGAAGCAUUUCCAUACAAUGAUAAUUCAAAGCAUAAUGAUGAAGUAGCAGCACAAGCAUUUAAGAGGUUUGUUCAUACCGUUAAGUCAGAAAUACCGAAUUUAUUAAAUGCUCCCUAUGGUGAAAAUUUGUUACAUUGUAUCGGUUACAUUUAUUCGUCAAAAGCCACUCAGUUUUUGGCAAAAAUGGAUUCUCAAGAGGGACAUUUCGGAAAACGUGUAGUAGCUGUUGGUAAAGGAAUAAAAGCAUCGUUGAAAGAACGUGCACAUGUUGUUAAAGAAACAGUUAAAACAGUUAAAUGUGCAGUGGAGUGGACACAGUCAAUGGGGAAAUUAGCACAAGCAGCUGAAGAGGAAGCUAAUGAAAAAGACGCAUCAAACACUGAUAAACAGACACCUUUUCAACAUCACUCUGGACACUUGGAAUAUGACGGAUACAUUCCUCCCUCAGAGCCAGCAAAUCACGGUACAUUGCCUUCCGAUGAAGUUGGUGCUGCUUCUUCUCAGCCACAGUACACUACAACAAGUACAGAAUCACCACACAGCAAAUUAAAAGUGGGCCGAUCAAGGCAUUCAUCCGUAAAAGUGAGUGCGCCAUUGACACCGGAAGAAAAACACAAACUAGAGUCUGAUACAGCAGCAAAAAGUAUGGAAGCUUUAUGGCGAGCAACAAAAUUGGAAAUAGAAUCAAUCCAACGAGAUGUGUGUGAAAAUGUAUUAGGCGAUUCAUUAGUGUCAAGAGAAACAAGACGUCGAAGAUGUGAUGCUUUAGCUAAAAUGGGAGAAUUGUGGGAAGAAGCUACUGAAUAG